Helicoverpa armigera (cotton bollworm) is the source of this 984-nucleotide messenger RNA. Its product is annotated as collagenase. The record is from RefSeq and is a predicted model, not a curated record. The coding region runs from base 29 to 901 and encodes 290 amino acids. Gene Ontology annotation, molecular function: serine-type endopeptidase activity. The transcript is spliced from 5 exons. Gene Ontology annotation, biological process: proteolysis. Lineage: Eukaryota; Metazoa; Arthropoda; Insecta; Lepidoptera; Noctuidae.
AACUGAUUUCCUGUUCAAAUUAGUAAACAUGCAUGUUCUUGUCUUAUUUGGUUUGUCAUUAAUUAUUUCUGCUUCUGCCUCCGUAGAAGUAAAAACAAAUUAUCACGAUGCCGUAGGUAUUCCUACUGCGAGCAAGAUCUUGGCUGAAGAAGAAGCAAUUUUAGCUAAAAAUGUUGAGGACGAGAGGAUUGUCGGAGGUGCUUUGGCUCCCGCUAACGCAUAUCCUUUCUUUGGAGGUUUGCUGAUCAGUUUAAUCGGUGGCCAAAAUUCAGUAUGUGGUUCCUCGCUGGUGUCCCACAACCGGUUGGUGACAGCUGCUCACUGCUGGUUCGAUGGGCAGCGGCAGGCUUGGCAGUUCCUAGUGGUACUCGGCUCCAAUUCGCUGGGCUUCGGAGGCACUCGUAUACCCACCAGCCAUGUCAUCAUGCACCCGCAGUAUCAUGUUCAGUCGUUGGAAAAUGACGUCGCUACGAUAUACUUGCCCUACAGUAUUAUGCACAAUGCAAACAUCCAACCUAUUCGCCUGCCGAGCUUUGCAGAGCUCUCUGAUCCGUUUGUAGGAAGAUGGGCGGUCGCUGCUGGAUUUGGAAAAACUACAGACCACCAACAAGGUGCUUCAACCACUGUCAACCACGUAGCUCUGCAGGUGAUUAGCAAUACUGCCUGCGCAGCUGUCUACACGACUAACUUCGUGAAGUCCAGCACCCUCUGCACCAACGGUUUUGGAGGAGUCGGCAUUUGUGGUGGCGAUUCUGGUGGUCCACUCACUCUGUACACCCAACAGGGACCGCUAUUGAUUGGUGUGAGCUCCUUCACUGAGAGGAAUAACUGCCAAGGCGGUAAUCCAUCAGGCUUCGCCCGGGUGACCAGCUUCCACAGUUUCAUCAGCCAACACUUGUGAACAAACUAUGUUGUGAUAUUAACCUUAAGCGUCAAUAAAGUUAUGAACCUAUCUAAACAUCUGCGGUCGCAAACAGGGACAUA